Messenger RNA from Symphalangus syndactylus (siamang), 2668 nucleotides. RefSeq names its product RNA binding fox-1 homolog 3 (gene RBFOX3). Gene Ontology annotation, biological process: regulation of alternative mRNA splicing, via spliceosome; nervous system development. Gene Ontology annotation, molecular function: mRNA binding. Lineage: Eukaryota; Metazoa; Chordata; Mammalia; Primates; Hylobatidae. The record is from RefSeq and is a predicted model, not a curated record. Gene Ontology annotation, cellular component: cytoplasm; nucleus.
CCGAGGGACGCAGCGAGCGCAGAGCCGCCUCCGGCCGCCGGGCGCCCCCCUGCCGCCCCAUGCUGUGCUCCAUGGCGAACUCGGGCUGCCUCCUGCUGUCCAACUCCGGCAGCCUGCUCCCGCACUCCGUGCCCUGCCCGCCCGCCUUCCUCUACCUCCAACAGAGUGAUCAGGACGCCACGGCUCCGCCUGAAGCGAUGGCCCAGCCCUACCCCCCCGCCCAGUACCCCCCUCCGCCACAGAACGGCAUCCCUGCCGAGUACGCCCCACCCCCACCGCACCCCACGCAGGACUACUCCGGCCAGACCCCGGUCCCCCCAGAGCAUGGCAUGACCCUGUACACACCAGCACAGACCCACCCCGAGCAGCCAGGCUCCGAGGCCAGCACACAGCCCAUCGCCGGGACCCAGACAGUGCCGCAGACAGACGAGGCGGCACAGACGGACAGCCAGCCGCUCCACCCCUCCGACCCUACAGAGAAGCAGCAGCCCAAGCGGCUACACGUCUCCAACAUCCCCUUCCGGUUCAGGGACCCUGACUUACGGCAAAUGUUCGGGCAAUUCGGAAAAAUUUUAGACGUGGAGAUCAUUUUUAACGAGCGGGGCUCCAAGGGUUUUGGGUUUGUAACUUUUGAAACUAGCUCAGAUGCUGACCGAGCCCGGGAGAAGCUGAAUGGGACGAUCGUAGAGGGACGGAAAAUUGAGGUCAAUAAUGCCACAGCCCGAGUCAUGACCAACAAGAAGACGGGGAACCCCUACACCAACGGCUGGAAGCUAAAUCCAGUGGUCGGCGCAGUCUACGGGCCUGAAUUCUAUGCAGUGACGGGGUUCCCCUACCCCACCACCGGCACAGCCGUUGCCUACCGGGGCGCACAUCUUCGGGGCCGGGGCCGGGCCGUGUAUAAUACGUUUCGGGCUGCACCACCCCCACCCCCCAUCCCGACUUACGGAGCGGUCGUGUAUCAGGAUGGAUUUUAUGGUGCUGAGAUUUAUGGAGGCUACGCAGCCUACAGAUACGCUCAGCCCGCUGCAGCGGCGGCAGCCUACAGCGACAGUUACGGCAGAGUCUACGCAGCUGCCGACCCGUACCAUCACACCAUCGGGCCCGCGGCGACCUACAGCAUUGGAACCAUGUGAAACCUUCCACCGUUUCCUUCUCGGACCAUGAAGGGCAAAAACAAAAAAACAAAAAAAAUCACAAAACAAAAAAAACAAAAAAAGAUGUUAAGAUCCAAGCAACAACAAAAAAAAAACCAACCAAACCAAGAGGCAUCCAACCAAGUCCAAGUCCCACGUCCUGGCCACACGCCCGCACCGAGGGAGCACGCCGGCAGGGGCGCCAAGGAGUGGCCCCAGGACAGGACGGCCCCACCGCGUCCUGGCUGGCAGCGCAGUGGGAACAUGCCCCUCCGUCUCAGGCAGUGGGGGAGUUGGAGGGGAAGGGGCUUCCCUUGCGGGACCCGUGGGGGGCCCUGUUUUCCACCCAGUCUUCCUUUCCCAGCCCCCAACAACUCCCAAGGCAGUGUGGAGCCCAGCGGCGGCGGAGCAGGCCCAGGCCUGAGCACGGAGGCGCUGCUAGCAAGACUUGAUCUUUGUGGCCAGCUGUGCCGGGGGGCCGGCGGGGCUGGGGGCGUGCGGGCAGCUUUCAUCCCAGGGGCUCCACUGGGCCCGUCACCCUCGUGUCACGUCCCCUGCGUCCCACCUCCCUCAUGCCCGGCAGUCCCGCCCGUACCCCAGCCUGGUGAGGAAGCUGUCCAACAGUAGCUCCCGGGGACCAGCUCCCAACAGAAAGGGCUGACGUGGCUUCAGGACUCAGGGGCGCUCCAUGGGAGGAGGAAGCAAGCCCAGCCAGCCAGGAGCCACUCCUCACGCCUCCAAGUGUGGCCAGGUGGGCCCUGAGGCCAAAGACUUGCUCUUCCUGGCCAUCUCUCCCUUUCUGGAGGAGGCCUGGGGCCUGUGUACACCAAGGCUGACCUCGUGCUGCCUGCUAGGACCAGCCCUCCCUGCCGCUCCCCUGUGAGCCCAGUCCACCGUGGGCGCCCAGGGCCAGGGAUGGGCCACCCAGCUGCACCGCGAGAUUGGGAGUCACAGUGACUGUGGGCCUGGAUGGGCACAGCCAGAGCAGGGGCCCAUGGGAAGGGCAAGGGAUGGAGAAGCCUGGGCCGGCCCCUUCCCUGCUCCCAAGGCAAGUGUCCAGGUGGUGGGAGCAGCGCCAAGGACAGCUGAGCUUACCCGGUGGGAGGAGCAGGAGCAGAGCAGGUGGCAGGGAGCAGCCCCUGGCGAGGCAAGGAGCACUGGAGUAGGGAAGCAGCAAAAAAUACAGGCUCCCAACGUGGCUCCACUGUCUCAUGAAAUGUCAAAAAUUUAAAAAUACACCUCACUUUCUAUUCAGCAUCAGCUACUGAAGCUAUCGAAAUGGAAUUCUCCUUUUCUAUUCCCGUUGUACAUAGCCCCACGCCCUGCCUCCGGCUUUGUCCUCUGUACAGAGCCCCCUGUCCCCUCUGCUGUUCCGGACCCUUUUCUUGCAGCAGCUCAACCCCCCGACUCAGAUCCCCAGGACUGCAGCCGAGCCCCGGGCUUCCUUUCUUACCAUUCUGUAUGCUUCCAAGGUGUGACCAUUCAAACUAACAGUAUUAUUAAGAUUAUUAAUAAAGAUUUCUUUCUUCAAA